Messenger RNA from Monopterus albus (swamp eel), 2824 nucleotides. It is a transcript of the gene rapgef1a, whose product is annotated as Rap guanine nucleotide exchange factor (GEF) 1a. Gene Ontology annotation, molecular function: guanyl-nucleotide exchange factor activity. Lineage: Eukaryota; Metazoa; Chordata; Actinopteri; Synbranchiformes; Synbranchidae. The transcript is spliced from 21 exons. Gene Ontology annotation, biological process: Ras protein signal transduction. Gene Ontology annotation, cellular component: plasma membrane. The record is from RefSeq and is a predicted model, not a curated record. Bases 113 to 2431 code for a protein of 772 amino acids.
CCAGAUUCGGGUCCAACUGUAGCCACACCUGCACAACAGUAAGACUGUUGCUGCCUGUCUCGCUCGUCUCUACCGCUCUCUGGCUCAGCUGAUUCGCUGGGCUGAUCAGGUGAUGCUGCAGGGCGUUGCCCGCAACAACAAAGAGUCCACAGCAAGUGUUACUACGGUGAUCAGGGCCGUGCUGGACGGGGUCAAGGAACUGGUUCGAUUGGCUGCAGAGAGACUGGAAGGCUCCGCCCCCUUGUCGCCUGUCCAGUCACAGCCUGCUGUGGGACAGACAGGAGGGUUUGAUGACCAGGAGACAUCAGACAGGAAAGUGACCUGCAGGAGUCCUGCAGAGGAGGAGGUGGUUUCAGCUCCUCCCAAACCUCCUCUGCCCCAGCCAGAGCCCCAGAUGACCCCCCCACAGGGACUCAGUCGUCCAGUUCUGCCUCCUAAAAAACGCCACUCAUCAUCAGGCCCCGCCUCAUGCAGAGUUGCCAUAGUAGCACCAAUGAGACGAGAACCUGAAGCUGACAGACAGGUGCAACAGGAGGACGACUUGUUGAAGCGAUGUUCCUCUUCUUCUUCUUCUUCUGCAGACUCUGCUGCUGACACACAUUGCGAGGAUGAUCCAGACUAUAACUUUCUCCAUACUGACCUCUCCUCCUCUGAGACUGUCCCUCCUCUUCCUCCCGCCUCCAUCCUCCCCCCUGCCCUGCCAGAGAAGAGAUGUCGCAGCACUGCAGAAAGGACCAGCUGUCAGGUUGUGCCCUUUUUUGAGUUAGACCCCGCCCACAUGGAACAGAGCCCCGCCCAGUUUGAUGAGCCUUUGUCUUCCCCGCUCUCCCCUAGCAAGACUCCCCCUCCCCUCCCUGAGAAGAAACGACACAUCCAUCAGUACCUCCAGUUCUGUUCAUCCUACAGCGCUCAGUCUGCGGCCAUGUUCUACCAGAGACCUCCAACCUACAGUCAGUGUUACAGCAGCAGACAGCGAGACGUGGAGACAACCUACCAGCUCACAAACACACAAACCCUGCCUGACACAGAGCCUGCCUCAACCUCACCUGGGUUGCUUCUUGCUCCGGCGCUUCCACCAAAGAAGAAACAGCAGGAUUCAGCCGAAGACGACAAACAAUUCAAGGAGAAUCGGAGCAGAGACAGUUCCCACAGUCUUGAGCAGAAGGAGGAGCAUGGUGGGAGGAGCAAGGAGGAGGUGCUACUGACCAACCAACAGGAGAUCCUCAACAGAAUCACCAUGAAGUCUGAGGAGGAGGAGGGUCCAGACAUAAAAGCUGCCUCUCCUGAGAUCCUGCUGGUCUACGCCACCGAGACUGACAACAGCACUGACCAGGUCUCGUAUUGUGAAGCCUUCCUCUCCACCUAUAGGAGCUUCAUCAGCCCGAAUGAUGUCAUCAGCAAACUACAGCACAGAUACAGACACCUGUGUGAUAGAUGUGAGCCUGCAGACCUGAAAGCUGCCAAGCACACAUUCCAGCUGCUGGUCAGAGUGGUGGACGAACUGUGUGCAAUAGAGCUGGACUCUGAUUUGCUGCUGCUGCUGAUGGACCUGGUCUUCAGACUCCUGAUGGGUGGAGAGCUGGGAUUAGCUCACUUGCUACGCUCCAACAUCCUGGCCAAGAUGGAACAGAGGUGGCAGCUCAUUAGUUCUCCACAGUCACUCCGCCCCCUCUCAGCCAGGGGUGUGGCUGCUAGACCAGGAACUCUUCUGGACUUCAGGAGUCAAGAUUUAGCUGAACAGCUGACUCUGCUGGAUGCUGAGCUCUUCUAUAAGAUCGAGCUUCCUGAGGUGCUGCUGUGGUCUAAAGAGCAGAAUGAGGAGAAGAGCCCUAACCUCACAGAAUUCACUCAACAUUUCAACAACGUCUCCUUCUGGGUUCGUUCAGUCAUCAUCCUUCAGGACAAACCUCAGGACAGAGAGAAACUACUGCUCAAGUUCCUGAAAAUCAUGAAGCACCUGCGGAAACUGAACAACUUUAACUCGUACCUGUCCAUCCUGUCAGCACUGGACUCUGCCCCCCUUCGACGCCUGGACUGGCAAAAAAACACAGCUGAGGCUCUGGAGGAGUACAGCUCUCUGAUUGACAGCUCGUCAUCAUUCAGAACAUACAGAGCAGCUCUGUCUGAAGUGGAACCUCCCUGUAUACCCUACCUGGGUUUAAUUCUUCAGGACUUGACCUUUGUCCACCUGGGUAACCCUGACACCUUAAUGACAUCACAGGGUUCCAAUGUCAACUUCUCUAAACGUUGGCAGCAGUUCAACAUCCUGGACACUCUGAGGAGCUACCAGCAAGUACAUUACUCUCUGCAGCCUAAUGAUGACAUCAUAUCGUUCUUUAAUGACUUCAGUGAUCACCUGGCAGAGGAAGCAUUGUGGGAACUUUCUCUCAGGCUCCGCCCACGAAAUGCCCCACGAGCAAAUCAGAGAUGACAGGUUCAAACUGACUAAACCAGGACAUAACCUGGGUUAACCUGUGCUAGCUUGAUGUAACAUGUUCAGAAUAUGGAAUGAGGUGCUACCCUGAGCUAAACUGGCACCAAACUGGACUAGACUGGUGCUGAUAUAUCAGAGAAAAAAGGACUUGCUGAAAACUUGUUUAUAAACAGGGAUCAUGCCUAAACCAUGCCAGUCUGGACUAUUCAAUAUCUGGACCACACUGUGUUUAUGCAAACAAGCUAGCCUGAUACUAGCUGAGGUUAGCUAGGCGCUAGCUUGGUGUUAGUUAAUGUGGCCUAACUUCCAGUCCAGGCAGGUGUUCCUGUAUCUGACUUCAGAUCUGCACUUGUAUCCAAAGCAAUAAUCCAAUAAACAUCACUGCUCAUG